Molecule: messenger RNA, 6189 nt
Organism: Pongo pygmaeus (Bornean orangutan)
Lineage: Eukaryota; Metazoa; Chordata; Mammalia; Primates; Hominidae
Gene: ILF3
Product: interleukin enhancer binding factor 3
Exons: 21
Coding region: 450-3146 (898 amino acids)
Cellular component (GO): precatalytic spliceosome
Molecular function (GO): single-stranded RNA binding; double-stranded RNA binding
Source: RefSeq, a predicted model, not a curated record
GGGCCUGCGUCAGGGCGCAACGCGGCGUCAAAGGGGGCGGGGCUUCAGCCGGUCACGUGUUCCCGCACCUCCCCGGCGCGCGCCUGCCCGCCCGCCCGCUCGCCCCCGGUCCGGACUCCUCCUCCUCCUCCUCUUCUCGCCAUUGCACUUGGACCCAGCAGCCCGGCGCGCACCGCGUGGCUUUUGGGGGCAGACCCCGGCGGGCUGUGGCAGGAGGGCGGCGGCGGCUGCGGUCGAAGAAGGGGACGCCGACAAGGGUCUCACUCUGUCAACCCAGGCUGGAGUGCAGUCGCGUGAUCUCCGCUCACUGCAGCCUCUGUCUCCCAGGCUCAAGAAGCAAUCCUCCCACCUCAGCCUCCCAGAGUUGAAGUAUUGAUAACACCAAGGAAAUCUAUCGCAAUUUGAAAAGAUAAGCAAAAGUUUGAUUUCCAGACACUACAGAAGUAAAAAUGCGUCCAAUGCGAAUUUUUGUGAAUGAUGACCGCCAUGUGAUGGCAAAGCAUUCUUCCGUUUAUCCAACACAAGAGGAGCUGGAGGCAGUCCAGAACAUGGUGUCCCACACGGAGCGGGCGCUCAAAGCUGUGUCCGACUGGAUAGACGAGCAGGAAAAGGGUAGCAGUGAGCAGGCAGAAUCCGAUAACAUGGAUGUGCCCCCAGAGGACGACAGUAAAGAAGGGGCCGGGGAACAGAAGACAGAGCACAUGACCAGAACCCUGCGGGGAGUGAUGCGGGUGGGCCUGGUGGCAAAGGGCCUGCUACUCAAGGGGGACUUGGAUCUGGAGCUGGUGCUGCUGUGUAAAGAGAAGCCCACGACCGCCCUCCUGGACAAGGUGGCCGACAACCUGGCCAUCCAGCUUGCUGCUGUAACAGAAGACAAGUACGAAAUACUGCAAUCUGUCGACGAUGCUGCGAUUGUGAUAAAAAACACAAAAGAGCCUCCAUUGUCCUUGACCAUCCACCUGACAUCCCCUGUUGUCAGAGAAGAAAUGGAGAAAGUAUUAGCUGGAGAAACGCUAUCAGUCAACGACCCCCCGGACGUUCUGGACAGGCAGAAAUGCCUUGCUGCCUUGGCGUCCCUCCGACACGCCAAGUGGUUCCAGGCCAGAGCCAAUGGGCUGAAGUCCUGUGUCAUUGUGAUCCGGGUCUUGAGGGACCUGUGCACUCGCGUGCCCACCUGGGGUCCCCUCCGAGGCUGGCCUCUCGAGCUCCUGUGUGAGAAAUCCAUUGGCACGGCCAACAGACCGAUGGGUGCUGGCGAGGCCCUGCGGAGAGUGCUGGAGUGCCUGGCGUCGGGCAUCGUGAUGCCAGAUGGUUCUGGCAUUUAUGACCCUUGUGAAAAAGAAGCCACUGAUGCUAUUGGGCAUCUAGACAGACAGCAACGGGAAGAUAUCACACAGAGUGCGCAGCACGCACUGCGGCUCGCUGCCUUCGGCCAGCUCCAUAAAGUCCUGGGCAUGGACCCUCUGCCUUCCAAGAUGCCCAAGAAACCAAAGAAUGAAAACCCAGUGGACUACACCGUUCAGAUCCCACCAAGCACCACCUAUGCCAUUACGCCCAUGAAACGCCCAAUGGAGGAGGACGGGGAGGAGAAGUCGCCCAGCAAAAAGAAGAAGAAGAUUCAGAAGAAAGAGGAGAAGGCAGAGCCCCCCCAAGCUAUGAAUGCCCUGAUGCGGUUGAACCAGCUGAAGCCAGGGCUGCAGUACAAGCUGGUGUCCCAGACUGGGCCCGUCCAUGCCCCCAUCUUUACCAUGUCUGUGGAGGUUGAUGGCAAUUCAUUCGAGGCCUCUGGGCCCUCCAAAAAGACAGCCAAGCUACACGUGGCCGUUAAGGUGUUACAGGACAUGGGCUUGCCGACGGGUGCUGAAGGCAGGGACUCAAGCAAGGGGGAGGACUCGGCUGAGGAGACUGAGGCGAAGCCAGCAGUGGUGGCCCCCGCCCCAGUGGUAGAAGCUGUCUCCACCCCUAGCGCGGCCUUUCCCUCAGAUGCCACUGCCGAGAACGUAAAACAGCAGGGGCCGAUCCUGACAAAGCACGGCAAGAACCCAGUCAUGGAGCUGAACGAGAAGAGGCGUGGGCUCAAGUACGAGCUCAUCUCCGAGACUGGGGGCAGCCACGACAAGCGCUUCGUCAUGGAGGUCGAAGUGGAUGGACAGAAGUUUCAAGGUGCUGGUUCCAACAAAAAGGUGGCAAAGGCCUACGCUGCUCUUGCUGCCCUAGAAAAGCUUUUCCCUGACACCCCUCUCGCCCUUGAUGCCAACAAAAAGAAGAGAGCCCCAGUACCUGUCAGAGGGGGACCAAAAUUUGCUGCUAAGCCACAUAACCCUGGCUUCGGCAUGGGAGGCCCCAUGCACAACGAAGUGCCCCCACCCCCCAACCUUCGAGGGCGGGGAAGAGGCGGGAACAUCCGGGGACGAGGGCGUGGGCGAGGAUUUGGUGGCGCCAACCAUGGAGGCUACAUGAAUGCCGGCGCUGGGUAUGGAAGCUAUGGGUACGGAGGCAACUCGGCAACAGCAGGCUACAGUCAGUUCUACAGCAACGGAGGGCAUUCUGGGAAUGCCGGUGGCGGUGGCGGCGGGGGCGGUGGUGGCUCCUCCGGCUAUGGCUCCUACUACCAAGGUGACAACUACAACUCACCGGUGCCCCCAAAACACGCUGGGAAGAAGCAGCCGCACGGGGGCCAGCAGAAGCCCUCCUACGGCUCGGGCUACCAGUCCCACCAGGGCCAGCAGCAGUCCUACAACCAGAGCCCGUACAGCAACUAUGGCCCUCCACAGGGCAAGCAGAAAGGCUAUAACCAUGGACAAGGCAGCUACUCCUACUCGAACUCCUACAACUCUCCCGGGGGCGGGGGCGGAUCCGACUACAACUACGAGAGCAAAUUCAACUACAGUGGUAGUGGAGGCCGAAGCGGCGGGAACAGCUACGGCUCAGGCGGGGCAUCCUACAACCCAGGGUCACACGGGGGCUACGGCGGAGGUUCUGGGGGCGGCUCCUCAUACCAAGGCAAACAAGGAGGCUACUCACAGUCGAACUACAACUCCCCGGGGUCCGGCCAGAACUACAGUGGCCCUCCCAGCUCCUACCAGUCCUCACAAGGCGGCUAUGGCAGAAACGCAGACCACAGCAUGAACUACCAGUACAGAUAAGCCCCCACGGGGCGGAGAGUUCUACCUUCUGCACUUACUCCCCAUCAGAAGAUCGAGUUUUAUGCAUCACAGUUAACAUGUCAGCUGGCCCUCCAGGCCCCCGCCCCCACCCCGUCCACGUUGCUGUGUCGUGAGGUGCAGCGGGUCACCCUGUGGCCCGUCCUGUGACCCAUAUUUAGCCGUGUUUGGGACUCCGUGUCUUCAAUGGUUUGUUAGUUACCAUUACAGCUUUGUCUGGGUAGAGUUUUUGAGUUCCUGCAGUUCAGUAUCCCUCUGUCUAUUCACACUUCGUGUUAGUGGUAACUCAGUUUGUCUUUAAAUAGUUACGGAAGGGAUACGUCAUUUGUUAAUGCUUUUGUGAAGUGAGUUAAACGAGCUUUGUGUAUUUUAAUGCUUUAGUGUUUCAGUUUUAUAAGUGAAGAUUUUAUUUUAAAAACCAGUGGGAAAGAGUGGGGGGUUUCUUUUUAUGUCUGGGUCAUUCAGGCAGUACAUCUGAAUUAAGCUGAAUGUAGACAAAUAAAGAAAAACAAAACUGCGCCCGUCUUAGGCCUGGGUGUCUGACCCACCAGCAGUGCAAUGGGCAGGUUUCCCCGCUCUAUUCCUGCUCUUGGGAAAGCAGGGUGGGCCAUCAGGAUGGUCCCUGGUCCUUAGAGAGGGUCCAGUUCCAGGCUUCUAGACAUUUUACUCAUGCUCAGCGAAGGCUGGUUCCUGGUCCCCUGGGCUGUGUAGACCCAGUGUCCCACCAGGCUCCAGGCUCCCACCGUCUAGAGGGGCUUACAGUGCCCAUUCUGGUCUUGGGGAAUCCACCACAAAAUAGGCAGGCUUUUUCUGCUCCCUGAUUCUGGUGUAGUUCUAAGUACAGCAGUGAUGUCCUCUGUAGGGACGUGCCUGUGGUGGAACACAUAACCCAGUUACAAAAGAAAGGGCAGGUGAGGCCUGGGUAACCCCAGCCACGGACCGUCAGUGGCUGGAGGGAGCUUCGUGUCUGUGCUGGAGCUGCAGCCUGCUCGCCAUCUGGAGGCUCAGUGGAGUGGGGAGUUGGGGUUCUCACACCAGCAGAUUUCCCUAGAGCGUGAUUCUCCCAUCUGAGGCAAUCUCGCCUCCCAGGGGAAAUUUUGCAAUGUUUGGAGGGUGUUGUCACAGCUAGUAGCGGGUACUCUGGGAUCUAGUGGAUAGAUGCCAAGGAUGCUGUCAAGCAUACUAUGCUGCCCAGAACAGUGGCCCAUAGCAGGGACCUGCCCUAUCAAAAUAUCAGGAGUAUGGAGGUGGAGACCCCACGCUAGAGCAGCCCUUCUCAGCUCCACCCUGCCUGGGGAGGGAGGAGGAGCUCUGGUUUCAGGACAGUGCUGGGAUUGCCUUUCCCCAGGAUCUGUGUUGGCCAUCCGGGAAGAACUUGUACUGGUCAAGCCUGGGACCACACGUCUGCAGAGAUCCUGCUCUGCUGGCCCGAGCCCCAGGCCUUGGCCUCCUGUGCUUGGGUAACCAUGGCCACUGGGAAGAGUGAGAACCAUUUUUGACUUUCUUGGAGAGGUGAAAGAACAAGUUGUGUGCUAGAAAACCUUUGAGGAAUUCUUAUUUGUGUUAGAGCAGAGGAGGUCCCAGAUAACCAAGCGGCCCCUCCCAGGAAAGGCUGGGAGAAGAGGUGGCCUGGAGUACCCCGAGAUUCCAGCAGCACACACAGUGGAGGGAUGAGGAUGGAUGGGUCCUACCCCUGAUUUUGAUGGGAUGUGUUCAUGUCCUCUCUCCUCUCCUGGACACAUUAAGGGGUUGGGACAAGAAGAGACUCCUGUGAGAUCAGCAGACCUUGUGUUUAAGGAGAGAAUACCAGCCUGCAACACUCAUGGAGAGGGACACUUCCUGGCCCCACCUGCUAAAUACCUCCAAACUCUGGGCAGGCACCUGCGUUCGGAACACAGGACUUUCCUUACAGUUUCCCGAUCAGUGACCACCACGUUCAAGUUUCUGAAUGCAGACCCACCACGAGGGAUGGAUUCCACCCACCCGCCCUGCUGCAGAUCCGCAGCACAGCACCCUUGGAGCCCUCACUCCGCUCACGGGCCUCACCAUUGCUGAUGAUGCCGUCAUGCCGCUGGCUUAAGACAGUGUCCCAGCUACAGCAGGACGACACCGGGUUCAGGAAUAUGUGGCUAUCACCUUGAGCACUGACAGUGGCCUUCUGGGCUAGUUGCCUUCCAAACGCAGGUAGCCGACCUGCAGGAGGGCCUACAAACGGGCCUAGCAAGAGCUGGGCAACAGCUGGCUUGUGAAAUGAGACACCUCGACCAAUAUGCUUUGGGUGGACGGUGUCCUACAUGUUCAGUGGAGGCCACCAGGAGCAUCCAUGAGUGGGGAAGGGGUCCACACCCUUACCUGGCGAGUUGAUACAAUGGGGUGCUUGGUGGAUGGGCCAUGGAGGUCUGUGAGCGGGAACUGGGCACACGCCAUCCCAGAGGGCUCAGGAUGCCCCAGGAAGGAAAGAAGGGCAACAGACUACAUGAUUGGACAUGUGUGGUUGACUGGGAUGAAGUUGGAGGGAGGGGUGAGGCCUUGCAGGGGAUUGGUACUGAUCCCAGGGAGGAAGUGUUGGGGCUUGAUGAACUAGGAUGAAAGUAGGCCUCUGAGCCGUAACAAGGGUCACAUCCAGGAUUUCCGCCACUCUGAAUUUAGUAGAGCUAGUAGGCCCCGGUUGUCACUCUGGGCAGGGAUGCCAUCAGCCUUGAGGGUCGCCACCCACCUGUGUGUUGCCGUCUGUCCUGGCAGGGAAACAUACACCCCUUGUCUCACCACCAACCCUGCUUGUGUAGUCAGCAGGUCUGGCCCUGCCCCAAGGACUCACUGCAUGUACCCGGACCCCUAGGCCUGGCCUUUGCAGCAUAGGUGGGAGCUUCUGGAUUCCAUCUGCACCUGUGAGCCCCAUGCUGGCUGUGCACUGCGUGGGCCUGAGACCGCUGGAUGCAAUGUUGGGCAACAACUCAGCCAGCCUGAUGGCAGCCUCAGAGGCUCACUCUAACCCAUCCCAGAAUAAAUGGAGACUUCAUGUGUU